Messenger RNA from Zingiber officinale, 2212 nucleotides. Its product is annotated as E3 ubiquitin-protein ligase GW2-like. The coding region runs from base 593 to 1912 and encodes 439 amino acids. Gene Ontology annotation, cellular component: cytoplasm. Lineage: Eukaryota; Viridiplantae; Streptophyta; Magnoliopsida; Zingiberales; Zingiberaceae. The record is from RefSeq and is a predicted model, not a curated record. The transcript has 8 exons.
UGCUAUCGAUCUCCGCUAUUUACCACAGUUCAAACCUCUGCGUCGCUAGCCCACCCACCGCACCAUUUCCUCCCUCCAAUCAUUUCUCCUCCUCCUCCUCCUCCUUGCUUCCAACCUUCUUCGUACGGCUGAAUCCCAACCGCCCUCCUGCGGUGCCAGCGGACGCGAAGGGCGAGCGAGGCGAGCUGCCUGGUAGCCGAAGCCAGGGGUCUAGGGUUGUCGUUCUACGCCUUCGGUUUCCUGCUUCGGCCAGGAAUGAUGUGAUUCGCGGCUUCGAAUUGAGAUCCGCGCCUCGCAUUUGUGUUUCUGAUAUGGUUUCGGCGCGGCUUUGAUGCGGGUUUCGAUCCUGAGAGGCUAGUGCGAGAGAGUGGAGAGUUUUCCGGCCUCGAUCUGGUGUAGGGAGUUAGGGUUCCGGCGUAUGAAUUAUUACUCGCAGAUGAGCUCGUGAAAGGGAAUUAGGUCUCUUUUUUGUCUGAUGUGUUUUUUUGAAGUUUGAGGCUGGGAUGUUGAGGGAGAUCGAGAAGUGAACGUUUGGGGGAAAGUUGGGCUUUACGGGGAUAUUUGGUAUUCCGUCUUGUUGCGGUGGGAUUACAUGGGGAAUAAGAUAGGGAGGAAGAGGCAGGUUGUGGAUGAACAGUAUACUAGGCCGCAGGGACUUUACCAACAUCGUGGCAUUGACCAGAAGAAGUUGAGGAAACUCAUACUCGAAUCCAAGUUGGCGCCUUGCUACCCUGGGUGCGACGAAUACGCUCUUGAUCUGGAAGAGUGUCCCAUCUGCUUCUGGUAUUAUCCCAGUCUUAAUCGGUCAAGGUGUUGCAUGAAAGAGAUAUGCACAGAGUGCUUCCUUCAAAUGAAGCCACCAAAUGUAACUCGGCCAACACUGUGUCCAUUUUGCAAAACCUCAAAUUAUGCAGUCGAAUACCAUGGUAUGAAGACAAAAGAGGAGAAGGGGAUGGAAGAAGUUGAAGAGCAGAAAGUCAUUGAAGCAAAAAUAAGGAUUCAACAGCAGGAAAUUCAAGAUGAAGGAAAAAGACUGAAGAAACGACAAGAUACAAGUUCAUCUAGAAGAAUGAUCAGCGCAGAGGGUGAAAUUCAAGAUGAAGCAAAAAGGUUAAAGAAAAGACAAGAUUCAUGUUCGUCAAGCAAAACAAUUGAUCCAACAGAUGACUACUGUAACAUAGCUGUACCAUCUUUUAAACUAUCUACACAAACUAGUGAAAUCUUUCCAUCUCAAGCCUCAUGCUCUGUGCCAGCACCUUCAAACUCUAGAAACAGGACUGGCAAUUUUGACAUGGAUUUUGAUGAUAUGAAUAUGAUGGUCAUGGAAGCAAUCUGCCUUUCGAUUCAGGAACAUGGUUAUCAUGGAUAUCCAGCUUAUUUUGGCGACUUCUUUCCUGGACCAUCUUUUUCAGAGGAAUCCUACCAUUCCCAUGGAAUAGUUCCAGAAGUAUCUUCCUAUGGAGGGUUAGCUUGUGCAGCUGCAGUAACCGAGCAUCAGCCUGUUAAUGCCUUGUCCGCUUCUAAUAUGCCGAGCAGUAGUACCUCAGUAUUUGACAUGAUUCACCGGUCAGGCAACUUAUCUGCUGAAAAUACACGGUUCGUGCAGACUAAUUCUUCAGUACAUUGGUCUGACAUACCUCCUCAAAUUGAGAGGGAAGUACAAAGAUGGGAUUUGGGCGAGUGUUCAAGCUGUUACUGGUCUGAUAUGGCCGAGGCAGGGACCAGCUAUACUGGUUCUCAUGCUAUGGUGGAUACAGAAAAUGCAUUGAUCCCAUACCCAGAUCGAGCUUUAAUGAAUCAAGGAUACUUUGUUCCAGAGAGUUUUGAAGAGCAAAUGAUGAUAGCCAUGUCAGUUUCGCUUGCAGAUGCACAAGGAUGGAUGAAUACACAACAAGAACUUAUGUGGCUGUAGUGAUGAUGAUUGGAAGAAGGAAAUGUCCUCUUUUUUGGCUUCUCUAGCCCUCCCCCUUUUGUUUUAUUCUUCUCAAUUGGUUUUAUUGUUCUUUCAUUGUUGGUUUCCACUACACUUUAUCAAGAAAAUGGUGAAAAAAGAAAAAAAAAAGAAAAGAAGCAUGAAGCCCAUGACACUUUUGAUUAAUGUGGAGGAAGAAAUCACAUAGAAUUCUUAGGCUAUUAGAGGGUGAAAUAAUGGGAUAUUUUCUUUCAUAGGGCUUGAAGUUAAAUGAUAUUCCUGGUGACAGACUUAACCAGA